Messenger RNA from Macrosiphum euphorbiae (potato aphid), 465 nucleotides. NCBI's taxonomy places the organism in Eukaryota, Metazoa, Arthropoda, Insecta, Hemiptera, Aphididae. The record is from the annotation of a GenBank genome assembly.
AUGAAUGUUAAGAAGAAGAUCUUACCGGUAAUAUGCUUGAUGUCAGCGUACGUGCACUGGAUCAAGCCUCGUUUGCUGUCUGCUUCCGCGUCUAAGGGCGGAAAGUCGCUGCUAUUGCAUCUGUGUGGCCGUUCCAGGUUUCUCAUACCCAUGAUCGUGUUCACUGCAUUUUGGCUAUUUGACGCACAGAUGCAGAUCGAGGCUUCUGUCAGCCUGACACUCAGGCGCAACGUACAGAUAACUAUUGGUACAGCUGAAGAGGAGCCCGAAGUGGACGUUGAUGACGAUGAGGAGGAAGAAGACGACAACGACGAUGAUGCUGAUGACGACUUGUACACCAUUGACUCGUAUUCAGACAUCUCUUCUACUUCUGAUGUUAGUAUGCUUGAAUUGGAAGACGUGCACAUCGCAUUACAGGAAUUUAUCAAUAGUGAUGGAGCUGGUAGAAGGUUUUCUAUUAGGUGA